AUGGAGUUCAAAAACGAAGUUGAGGCAUAUGAUUUUUAUAUGAAAUAUGCUAAAGCAACAGGAUUUGGAACUCGAAAAAAAUCUGCUCAUAAGGAUCCAAUUACAGGCAAGCUUUUGGACAUAAGCUUUUGUUGCGGUAAAGAAGGUUUUAGAGCAACAGACAGUCGAGCUGUUACAGUGAAGAAACCUCAUCCUGAAAUUAGGUGCGGAUGUAAGGCUAUGUUGAAAAUCAACUCUAGGUACAGUGGAAAGUGUCAUAUUGUGAAAUUUGUUGAAGAACACAAUCAUGAUUUGUGUGAUCCGGAACAAUCUUACAUGUUUAGAUGUUUCCGGGAAAUGUCUAAUGUUCAACAAACUCAAGUUGAUGUUGCUCAAAGUUGUGGGUUGCCUCCAAAGAAAAUUCUGGAUGUAAUGGCAAAAGAAUCUGGUGGAAUUCAACAUCUUGGUUUCACUCAUAUUGAUUUGAAGAAUUAUUUGAGAACUAAGAGGACUUCGGAGAUUAAACAAGGCGAUUGUGGAGGUGUGUUACAAUCUUUACAAAUGAUGAAAAGUGAGGAUCCACACUUUUACUAUGCAAUACAGUUGGACGUGGAAGAUCUAAUUACCAAUAUAUUUUGGACCGAUGGUAGAAUGAUACAAGAUUUUGGUCAUUUUGGUGAUGUAGUUUGCUUUGAUACUACCUAUAGAAAACAUCGAGAUGGUAGACCAAUUGCUUUAUUCGUCGGCGUAAAUCAUCACAAACAAACAAUUGUGUUUGGUGCAGCAUUAUUAUACGACGAAACAAUUGAAACCUUUGAGUGGUUGUUUAGUGCAUUUGAAGAUGCCAUGAUGGGAAAACGACCAAAGACUAUCUUAACAGAUCAAGAUCAAGCAAUGAGCGCUGCUUUAGCUUCCAAGUGGCCUUCUACUUACCAUCGCUUGUGUGUUUGGCACAUUUUUCAGAAUGCAGUGAUCCAUCUUUCAAGUGUUUUUUCGAGUUUUAAGAACACAUUUGCAGCUGAUUUUAGUUGUUGUGUAUACGACUUUGAAGAAGAAUCGGAAUUCCUCGGGGCUUGGAAUGAAAUGUUAGAGAAAUACAACUUGCAAGAUAAUCAGUGGCUGACAAUAAUGUUUUCUCUAAGGGAAAAAUGGGCAUUGGUGUAUGGAAGAAAUACAUUUUGCGCUGAUAUCAUUACAACUCAACGAAGUGAGUGCAUGAAUGCUGUUGUGAAACAUUAUGUAAAUUACAAAAACAACAUUGUUGAGGUGUUCCAUCAUUUUCAAAGGUUGAUAGAUGAUCGACGCGAGAAAGAAGCUGCAGAAGAUUUCAAAAAUGCUCAAAGUUCUCCUGUCAUGACUUUUCCAUUAGAAAUACUAAAGCAUGGAGCUGCCAUAUAUACACACAAGAUAUUUGCAUUAUUUAAUGAGGAGUUGAGGAAGGCAUUCGAAAGCAAGAUUGAGAGUGAGAGUCAACUUGGAAGUUCAAGAAUAUAUAAGGUUAGACCUCUUGAUCGGGCUUAUGAACAUAUUGUCACAUAUGAUUCCAUUGAAGGUUCCAUUUCUUGCAGCUGUAGAAAGUUUGAAUUCUCGGGUAUUUUAUGCUCACAUAGUUUAAAAGUCUUUACAUUAAUGAAUGUCAUUCGAAUACCCGAUGAAUAUAUCUUAAAGCGAUGGACCAAACAUGCUAAGAGCGGGAUGACAAGAGUUUGCAAGGAAGGAGCUGUCGUUGUUGAUGAAAAAACCCGAAAGAAACAGCGAUAUAAAGAGUUAUGUAAUUCAUUCAUACAAUUGGCAGGCAAGGCAGCCGAAAGUGAAGAUAGUUAUGCUUAUGCCAUGGAAUGUCUCUUGAAAAUGGGAAACAACAUUGAUGGAAUGGUAGAGAAGGGAAAAAGUGUUGUUGUUGAGGCAAAGAAGGUCGGAGAUGUUGCAACCGAAGGUGACUGCGAUGAAAAUCAAAUUAAAGGCUUGAAACCUAAAGGAAAGGUUACAUACAAAACAUGUAAGAGACCGAAGAAUGCUUUGGAACAAGCUAUUAGUAAAAAACGGAAACCAAAAGCAAUAAAGAGUGGUGUGGAACAUGCUUCUUCUACGCAGGAGAGUGGUGUGGAACAUGCUUCUUCUAGGCGGGAAUCUGAAGGGAAUGUGCUCAUCAAUGAUGACUAUUGGAACUUAACAUACACUGCUUUUGAUCCUCAUAAUACAUCAUAA
Messenger RNA from Salvia hispanica, 2187 nucleotides. Its product is annotated as protein FAR1-RELATED SEQUENCE 5-like. Gene Ontology annotation, molecular function: zinc ion binding. The record is from RefSeq and is a predicted model, not a curated record. Lineage: Eukaryota; Viridiplantae; Streptophyta; Magnoliopsida; Lamiales; Lamiaceae.